CCUUACCCAUAUAUAUAAGCUAUAACAAGAAUAAUUAACCAAUAUCAUUGCUCCAUAUAUUAAUAUUUUUCUGCUUUGACAAUAAAACGAGAGUGCAAGGGCAAAUUUAACACAGUUAGGUUAAGCUCAUUGCUUCUGGAACAACUGGCCUUUUGGUCUCAACCCGGAAGCAUAUGUACUGUACAGAUUAUACCAAAUAUGAUGAAAACGACAAGUUGCUCACAUGACCACAAUAGGCACAUUAUUCAUGGCCCCCACGUCAACAGUAACAAUACCAUGACCCCUUUUUGAAUCCUCCAUAUUCAUUCCAAUAUGGCUUGUCUUUCUUUAGGGUUUGGAUUUGGAGGCUUGUGGUCAACUAAGAAGGCACCAACUGUUUUAAUUUUUGUGUACUAAGAGCCUGUUUUUGUUUUUCUGUAGAGCCUCAGCAAUCUGGCCUGAAUUCAAGGUAGGUCAGCCACAAUUAACUGAUCCAUGGAGUUGAUGCAACAAGUUAAAGGUAACUAUUCUGAUAGCAGGGAGGAAGAGGAGGCUGCAGCAGAGAUUAUCACAAUCACAAGGGAACCAGAAAGCAGCAGGUUACACCAACAAGAUGCAGCAUCCAAUUUUGGAAAGAAGCUAGACCUGAUGGACUUGUCACUAGGGAGCAGCAAGGAAGAGGAAGAAGGGAAGUUGCAACAAGGAGGUGGAGGUGGAGGAGUGGUUCAUCAUGCUCAUGAAAUAGUGGAGAAAGAGAAUAUGUUUGAGAAAGUGGUGACACCGAGCGACGUAGGGAAGCUGAACAGGCUGGUGAUACCGAAGCAGCACGCGGAGAAGUACUUCCCCCUUGACUCCUCAUCCAACGAGAAGGGUCUGCUCCUGAAUUUCGAGGACCGGAAUGGGAAGGUGUGGCGGUUCAGGUAUUCCUACUGGAACAGCAGCCAGAGCUAUGUGAUGACUAAGGGGUGGAGCCGUUUCGUGAAGGAGAAGAAGCUGGAUGCCGGUGACAUUGUCUCCUUCCAGCGUGGCCUUGGGGAUUUGUAUAGACAUAGAUUGUACAUAGAUUGGAGGAAAAGGUCUGCUCAUCCUCAUGCUCAUCAUCAUGCCCCUGAUCCUUUGUUUCUUCCCUCUAUCAGAUGGUACUCUCUCCCUCCCACCAUGCCACCUCGCUACCACCACGAUCAUCACUUUCACCACCAUCUCAAUUACAACAAUCUCUUCACUUUCCAGCAACACCAGUACCAGCUUGGUGCUGCCACAGCCGCUGCCACUGCUGCUCAUCAUGGUGACCAGAAUUCGGGAUCUGGGUCACUCUAUUACCUAAGGUCCUCCAUGUCAAUGGGUGGCGGUGAUCAAAACUUGCAAGGACGAGGGAACAACAUUGUCCCCAUGAUCAUUGAUUCUGUGCCGGUUAGCGUUGGCCAUCACAACAAUCGCCAUGGGAAUGGGGGCAUCACGAGUGGUGGUGCUACUAGUAGUGGAAAAAGACUAAGGCUAUUUGGGGUGAACAUGGAAUGUGCUUCUUCGGCAGAAGAUUCCAAAGGCUUGUCCUCGGGUUCGGCAGCACAUGUGACGACAGCUGCUUCUUCUUCUCUUCAUCAGCGCUUGAGGUUGCCACUGCCACAUGAAGACCCACUUUCGUCGUCGUCAGCGAGGUUUGGGGAUCACAAAGGGGGCAGUACUGGGACUUCGCUGCUGUUUGAUUUGGAUCCCUCUUUGCAGUAUCAUCGGCAGUGAUCGAUCAAAUAAAAUAAUAUAUUCAACGCCACCAAUAAUGAAUGGAGAAGAUUUAGUUUCAAAGUUAGUUGGGCUAGCUACCCUCUCUUUUGCAGCAUUUUUACUUAUUCUCUUUCUCUCAACAGCUAGCUAUAAAGGAAUCAGCUCCCAAACUUUCUUUUUCUCCUCCUCCUUCUUCUCCUUUUUAUCAGUAAUUAGUACGUAUAAGUUAGCAUUUCAACUUCUUGGUACCUUUUGAACUGCACGAAGCGUUAAUUAGCUGGGGAUUCGAGUCUUGAAGGAAAAGAAAAAUCGUUUCAUGACCAAGAGACAGAAUGUUAUCUCCCUUAGACCUUUCAAUUGUGUAUAAUACAAUACGUAUAUAAUUUAUCAUAAAUAUUACUCUAGUAGUAUAUGGUUUCUGUCCCCUUUUUUUAUUGCAUUGGUAUAUACUGUUAACUGUA
Glycine soja is the source of this 2159-nucleotide messenger RNA. RefSeq names its product B3 domain-containing transcription factor NGA1-like. NCBI's taxonomy places the organism in Eukaryota, Viridiplantae, Streptophyta, Magnoliopsida, Fabales, Fabaceae. The coding region runs from base 475 to 1716 and encodes 413 amino acids. The record is from RefSeq and is a predicted model, not a curated record. The transcript is spliced from 4 exons. Gene Ontology annotation, molecular function: DNA-binding transcription factor activity; DNA binding.